AUGCCUGGACCAUGGGACGCUACGACUGAUCUAAGAUUGCUUAUGAACGUUAUUGACCAGGCUGGUGCCAAAGCUAAUUGGGACAACGUCGCUGCCGCUAUGGGUGGCGGGUUCACUGCUGAAGCGUGCCGGCAGCACUUUGCUAAACUUAAGAAAAGCACCCUUGACAGCUCUCCAAAUACCAACGGUGCUACCGAAAACGGUGCGGCCGUCACUCCGUCUCCGCGCAAGCGCAAACCCAGAGAGCCCAAAGCUGCCGGUGAAACUCCUACCAAACGUCCUCGUAAAAAUGCUAAAAAGGCCGCGGCCGAUGAUGCUUCCGUUGAUGCUGCCAAAGACGCCGAGGGAACUGCUUGA
Messenger RNA from Uncinocarpus reesii 1704, 357 nucleotides. RefSeq lists its product as uncharacterized. Lineage: Eukaryota; Fungi; Ascomycota; Eurotiomycetes; Onygenales; Onygenaceae. The transcript is spliced from 2 exons. Bases 1 to 357 code for a protein of 118 amino acids. The record is from RefSeq and is a predicted model, not a curated record.